AUGACACAAGGAUUAACAAAACUUACUAAGAAAUCCGCUAAAACUCGUCAUAAGCCUGUUCAGUUAAAACGAGGGGCACGUAUAAUUUCUGCUAAAAAAGCAUCGAUACGAAAAGCACAGAAUCUUCAACGGAUGUUAACAAAGUCUAUUAAUGAAAAAAAUGAGGCAAUCUUAGCACAACGCGCUGGUUUUUCUAAAAAUUUUUCAUUAAUUAAAAAACAAAAAAAGAACAAUUUAUUAUUUCGAACAAAGCAUAAAACAUAA
This is a messenger RNA of Pneumocystis murina B123, 264 nucleotides long. RefSeq lists its product as hypothetical. The record is from RefSeq and is a predicted model, not a curated record. NCBI's taxonomy places the organism in Eukaryota, Fungi, Ascomycota, Pneumocystomycetes, Pneumocystales, Pneumocystaceae. The transcript is spliced from 3 exons. Bases 1 to 264 code for a protein of 87 amino acids.